This is a messenger RNA of Arachis stenosperma, 1027 nucleotides long. RefSeq names its product adenylylsulfatase HINT3. Lineage: Eukaryota; Viridiplantae; Streptophyta; Magnoliopsida; Fabales; Fabaceae. Gene Ontology annotation, biological process: purine ribonucleotide metabolic process; sulfur compound metabolic process. The transcript has 7 exons. Bases 185 to 796 code for a protein of 203 amino acids. The record is from RefSeq and is a predicted model, not a curated record. Gene Ontology annotation, molecular function: adenylylsulfatase activity.
AUUACGUAAAGACAAACCACGGAGAGGGGGAAGCGUGGUGACUGGCCGUUGCAUUGUUCCUGUCCCUCUCACUCCAUCUUUCCUAUCCAGUCGCAACAAGUCGCAACCAGUCCACCUCCACCAUGCAAUGCUCUUCCUUCUCUCUCCUGAAACCCAAAACCCACAUUAGCUCUUCGAUUUGAUCAUGGACGACUCAGCUAGAAAGAGGCUCGCAAUCUUGUGCUCCCAUCUUAGCCCCUCCCCCUUUUCUCCCGAUCCCACUCUGACCGCCGUUUCGGGCUUGGUCUGUACUUUUUCUUCUUCUGAUGCCGAGACGCAAGUGGCUCAUACCGAGAAGCAGAAUUUGCAAAAUGAUUGUAUUUUCUGCAAGAUUGUCCAUGGGAAAUCACCUGCUUGGAAGCUAUAUGAAGAUGACAUGUGCCUUUGCAUAUUGGAUAUAUAUCCACUGAGUCAUGGGCACUCUCUUAUUAUUCCAAAAUCUCAUUUUCCUUCACUGGAUGCUACUCCUCCAUCAGUGAUAGCUGCAAUGUGUUCGAAAGUACCGUUUAUUAGCAAUGCAAUCAUGAAGGCUACUGGCAGUGAUUCAUUCAAUCUGUUGAUUAACAAUGGAGAAGCUGCUGGGCAAGUAAUAUUUCAUACACAUAUCCACAUAAUUCCUCGGAAAGCAUAUGAUUGUUUAUGGGCUUCUGAGAGUUUGCGAAGGCGUCCCCUUAAACUAGAUGACAAAGUAUCGCAGCUUGCAGCUCGUAUUCAGGAACAGUUGCCAUCAGAAGUUUUGCCAAGACAGCAAGAAUGAAGAUUUUCGUUCAAGUAAAAGUUAGAUGUGUUAUGAAUCUGUCAUAAUUUGGUACUUCAUAUUUUCAUGUACAGAAUGAAUGAUACGUGCACAAAAUAAUUUUCAUAAGCAACCAUCACUUUCAGUGAAUGAGUGGUUGAGUUUUAUAAUCAUUGCUUAUUUGCAUUUCAACUCAACCCAGAACAUCUCAAUUAUUCAUUCAGUGAACACCAGCAUUAUGUAAGAUGUUUC